UCAAAUGCAAAGAAUCCGUUUGAGUUUGCGAGCCCGUCGUAAUGGUGGCCGUUGAAGUAGAAAGUGUCAAAUAACCAUGUCCUUAGAGACCCGUUCGAAUUCGGCCCUUUUCAAGAGGGCCGAGCAAUUGAAACGCUGGGAGGACUCGGACACGAAUCGCGAACCGGUGUAUCCAAAACAGACUUCGCGAAAAAUCAAGUUUUCCUCGGGAUGUGUGUUCUUGGCAGCGUGCGCCGCGGGUGAUAAAGAAGAGGUUUUGAGGCUGCUGGACAACGGUGCUGACAUAAACACUGCCAAUGUUGAUGGCCUGACGGCUCUUCAUCAGGCCUGCAUCGAUGAUAAUUCAGAAAUGGUCGAAUUCUUGGUGGAUCACGGUGCGGACGUAAACAGAGGCGACAACGAAGGAUGGACACCAUUGCAUGCAACUGCAAGUUGCGGUUUUUUAUAUAUUGCUAAGUAUCUUAUUGAAAAAGGUGCCAACGUAGCCGCGGUCAAUAAUGACGGAGAGCUGCCGAUAGACAUAGCGGAAUGUCAGAAAAUGGAAGAUUUACUAAACGAAGAAAUUAAAAAAAGAGGAAUCGACUGUGAAGCUGCUCGUAACGAAGAAAAACGUAUAAUGCUUCAAGACGCCAAGGAGUGGUUGUCUACGAAAAGUCCGAUGGUCGAUGAACCACAUCCAAAAAAUGGAGCGACUGCUUUACAUGUGGCCGCCGCCAAAGGCUAUACGGACGUUAUGAAGUUGUUGCUUCAGUGCGGAGCAGACAUUGAUUCGCAGGAUUUUGAUGGAUGGACACCUCUGCAUGCGGCUGCACAUUGGGGUCACAAAGACGCUUGCCAGAUUUUGGCAGAGAAUCUGUCGGACAUGGACGCAAAGAAUUACGUCGGUCAAACCCCAUUUGACUUGGCGGAUACGGACAUGCUGAAGUUUCUAGAAGAUCUCAAAGACAAGCAAAACAAAGAAGACGUGCUUAACAGGCGACAAGCGAAAAAAAGAGUCGAACUACAGGAUAGGACUACCGAAACAGAAACCCCAAGUAAAGUUAAAAAAGUGGAAGUUGAAGUUAACAAAGAGGAAAAAGAAGACAAUAUUGAAAUGGACGUGUCUAGCGAAAGCGAAUCCGAGACUGAAAGCAGUUCUGAAACAGAGUCAAACAGCACUGAUGACGAAAAGAAGAAUAGGGUAAAUUCCUUAGAUUCAAUUAGCAUAUCAAAUAAAAAUACAGAACCAUCAAGACUGCCGCCUAACGUGCCUCCUAAACAAUUAGUGGAUACUAAUAGCGAAGAUAAUUUACCUGCGUGGAGAAAAAUUAAUUCGCGACCAACCAAAGCUGAUUUACCCAAUCCACUUAAAACAACUGGAGAUAUUAGUUCAGUUGAGCCUGUGAAUAACGAAAAUGACGUCACCAUUCGAAAAGCAAACAGUUUACAGGCGGACAAAGAGUUCUACUCGAAAUAUGAGGAACUGCAUGCACGCAUUAAGGCAUAUAGAAAUUCCAAUGACAUAAUAAUUCCUUAUUCGUCUAGACCUCAUUCUGACAUUAUCCCAAAUUCCUAUAAAAUAUCUCAGCAGCAUUACAGUACUAAAGAAGAUAACGAGAAUAACACCACAUCCGUUGUUAGUACAACGACCACACAAACAAAAACAUCACCUGUAGCGACGAGUCCGUUAUCAAAUAAUCAACCGCUUAGAAGUGGUUUAAAAUUACCAAUUGGCACAAAUCAACCUAUCACUGUUACUACUAGCACAGCCACAGUUACAACUCCCACAACUCCUGGUGGCACUAGACUACAGAUGUUUAAAAACUUCUUUAAAUCUUUUGUACCGCCUGUUCGGGACGAAGAGAGCGAAACUCAAAGGAAAGCUCAUGCCAAACGCGUUCGCGAAACGAGACGUUCCACUCAGGGAGUGACAUUGGAGGAAAUAAAAUCAGCUGAACAAUUUGUCAAAAAGAAGAACCAACCGAACCAUAAUAACAAUAACAACGAUCAAUCUGGAGCUAACGGGGAUUCCUCUAACGGAGUGAGUGUAACCGCUACAAUAACCACUGCGACACCUACAGUUAUAACACGUGAUACUGAAGAAAAUAGUGCUGCGCACGAGCGCAGACCUUCUUGGAGACUGAAAAUAGACAGUAGUAGUAAGUUUAAACUGGAAGAUGCCACCAAACCCUCCGAAACACCAAGCACUCCGUCCUUUGUUCGUCGCACCGGAGUACAAACCAACGCAAAUCCUAGGCCGUCGUCGGCUCCGGUGGAUACAGCCGAAACCACAAUAACGUUGCCUUUAAGAAGACCAAAGUCACAAGAGGAAAAAGAACAAGAUAAAGAAAACGACGUUCGAAAUGCUCAAGCCACUCUUGCUACUCAAGCGGCCAUCCAGCGAAGGCGACGACCGAAGAGAAGAUCGACAGGAGUAGUGUCUUUUGAAAAUAUGGAUGAUAUGGACCAAGACAAGGAUCCAUCAGGGGGGGGCGAUUAUGAAGAUAAUUCCAAAGUAAAUCAUGAAGAGAGUGGUAACGAUAGAUCCAGCCGUUCACGAUUGGGAAGCACGUCGGAUAUUAGGAACGAAAAUGGUGAAAUAGACUACAAAAAACUGUACGAACAAGCUCUGUCUGAAAACGAUCAGCUUAAAGAAAAAUUAAAAAAGACAGACCAAGAGUUGCGGGACACAAAACAAACAUUAGAAAAACUCAAAGUUGUAACUAGUAAAAAUUCAUUGUCAGAACUUGAAAAGAGGGAACGAAGGGCCAUGGAACGCAAGCUGAGUGAGAUGGAGGAGGAAUUGAAGCAGUUGGAUAUCAUGAAGGUAGAGAAUCAAAAACUUAAGGACGAGAAUGGAGCGCUUAUUAGAGUGAUUAGUAAGUUAUCAAAAUAGCAUAAACCUUAGAACUUUUAAUUCAUCCUAUUGCAUUUUACGUUAACGGCGACUUCAGUGCUAAUACUAUUUCAUAGUGUGAAGUCGUUUCCUUCCUUUUCUGUUGUAACCAAGUAUUAUUGUUACUUUAAUUUAUUGCAAAUGUAGUUGACUAUUUUAUAUGAAACAAAUGACCAUACAUCCGCAUAUGUUGACAAAAAUUGUGUGUUAGAUUUCUUAACAGAUUAUGUUUUAGUAGUUUGCUGGUUGUGUGAUAUUAUGAUAUAUAUUUGCUUCUUUUAACUUAUUCGUGCGUCAGGAAACGUUUAGGAAAGACAUGGAACUCUUUUUAAUCAUAUAUAUAUUGUGUAAAAAUUUCGUUUUAAACCAACAGACAUGUCAAUUUCAAGUAUAUUUUUUGUACGCAGACAAACUUGUAUUAUAAUAAUUGUAUUUAAAUGUAAUGUACUUGUGAAUAACUUAUUAACAGUUGUUGUGAUUUUAAUGUUAUAAAAUAUACAUACAUUAAGUAUUUGUUUUCUUGAUAUUUUUUAUGAUACUUAUGGUGAAUGUUUACCAUUCAAGAUAGGUAUUGUAAAUUUGUUUUCCUUAUAUAAUGUACAAAAUCACUUUUAACAAAAAAAAAAAAAAUGUUUAAAUUGUUAGAAUAUCUAGUCCAAAGAUAAAAAACUUGUGACAAAUUUUGUUAAACACUUUUCACUUGUUAAUGUUGAACUGUCAAAGGCUAUACUGAUUCUAAUAAGAUCAAGUUUAUAAAUUUUAUAUAUCGAUUUGCUCCAAGAGUUGCAUAACUAAUAGUGAACUAAAAUUUUCAGUUCGCACAAAUAGUGUUGUCUUCAUUAACGGAGUUUAAAUUUGUGUAUGAAAUUCUCCUUGUUUCUAAUAUUUUAAUGUCGUUUCAUAGAACUUGUGCCUUGAGUUUCUUUGUAUUUAUUGCAUAUUUUUUUAGUUACUUUGUAAAUUAUUUUAUGUAUUUAUUCAUUGUUUAGAGGCUGGUAGUGUAUAAUGUGAACAUUGAUUUUAUAGCUGAUUCUUUAAUAAAAACCUUAAACUCCUCAGGAGUUAAGAACUGUAAAAA
This is a messenger RNA of Zophobas morio, 3953 nucleotides long. RefSeq names its product protein phosphatase 1 regulatory subunit 12A (gene Mbs). Gene Ontology annotation, cellular component: cytoplasm. The coding region runs from base 77 to 2875 and encodes 932 amino acids. NCBI's taxonomy places the organism in Eukaryota, Metazoa, Arthropoda, Insecta, Coleoptera, Tenebrionidae. The record is from RefSeq and is a predicted model, not a curated record. The transcript is spliced from 19 exons. Gene Ontology annotation, molecular function: enzyme inhibitor activity; protein kinase binding; phosphatase regulator activity. Gene Ontology annotation, biological process: signal transduction.